AUGGCGUCCCCGGGCGGCCCCCACAGCCUCUUGGUCUGGCUUCUGCUCCUUCAACCCUGGCUCACGGAGGCUUCGGAGGAUGGGUUGGCGACGCCCUUGCCCCCUCCAGCUCCCUCGGGAGGCGGCACUAAGAACCGCACGGCGGUCCAGCCAGCCCCCGGAGGCGCUUCGGAAGUGCCCAAGUUGGUGGAGUUUAGCUUAGCGUGCGGCCAAGUGUUCCUGAAAAUCUUGGGAGGACAGGACAGCGAGGAAGGGAAGUGGCCCUGGCAGGUGAGCCUGAGGGUCCGUAACAGACAUGUGUGCGGAGCUUCCCUCGUCUCAGAGAGGUGGGUGCUGACUGCAGCCCACUGUAUUUUAAGCCGUUACCAGUACAGUGUCAUGAUGGGAGAUCGGAAUCUCCAGGGUAUAUUAUCAGGGUUGGUGGUCCCUGUCAGCCGUGUCGUCGUUCACCCUCAGUUCUCAACAAGUGGAACCGUUAAAAAUGACCUUGCUCUUCUCCGGCUCCGCUACCCUGUAAAUUUCACUGGCGUUAUCCAGCCUAUAUGCAUCCCUGAGAAGACUUUCCACGUGCAAGCUGGGACCAGGUGCUGGGUGACCGGAUGGGGAAGGAAGCAAGAAUUUGAAGGCCCACUUGUGUCUGAAGUUCUCCAGGAGAUCGACCAAUAUAUCAUGUACUAUGAAGAAUGUAAUGGGCUGCUCCAGAUGGCCCUACGAACAGAUAAGGAUUUAGUGCAAGAAGGAGUGGUCUGUGGCUAUAAUAGUAUAGGAAAGGAUUCUUGCCAGGGAGAUUCUGGGGGCCCUCUGGUCUGUCAGUACAGUACCACAUGGGUCCAGGUAGGGAUUGUGAGCUGGGGCAUUGGCUGUGGUCGUAACAAUACGCCCGGAGUUUACACAGAAACCGCCCUCUACUCUAAGUGGCUAGUUGCAGUGGUGAACAAGGCGGCCUCUUUGUAUCCAGUGGUGCUCCUCUUCCUGUUGCUGUGUGUGGUGUUGUCCCUGGGCCUCCUGGUGACCCUGUGA
Budorcas taxicolor (takin) is the source of this 1020-nucleotide messenger RNA. Its product is annotated as putative serine protease 42. The coding region runs from base 1 to 1020 and encodes 339 amino acids. Gene Ontology annotation, molecular function: serine-type endopeptidase activity. Gene Ontology annotation, biological process: proteolysis. NCBI's taxonomy places the organism in Eukaryota, Metazoa, Chordata, Mammalia, Artiodactyla, Bovidae. The record is from RefSeq and is a predicted model, not a curated record. The transcript is spliced from 5 exons.